AUGUUGGGAAGACGAAAUCAAAAUUGGCUGGUUUUUUGGUUUUUGGUGUGUUUUGUAGUGGAUCAAAGUGUUUCGAGGAUUCAGAGAGGUGAGGAAAAAAAAUUUAAAAAAAAAUUGAAUUUUGAAAAAAAAAAAUUUUUCACUGUUUCAAAUAUCAAAAAAUUUAUUCUGGAGAUUUUUCUAUACAAGAUAAAAUUCACUGUUUCAAAAAUAUUUGAAGAAUUUGAAUUUCAGAGAAAAUUUCACUAAAAUAUAAUUCAAGAUAUUAAUUGAAAAUAUUAUUUCACUGUUUCAAAAAAAUUACAAAUUUUUGGAAUUUCUCAAAUGUUUUGAUUACUUUUUUGAUACUGUAAGUCCAAAAAAUUUCACUGUUUCAAAAAUAGCGGAAAUUUUUGAUUUCAGAAAAAAUUUUCAAUUUUAUUGGACUAGACAAUAACAUGAAAAUUUAGUUGGAAACAUUUUCACUGUUUCAAAAAAAUCACAAAUUUUCAAAAUUUUUGAAAUUUUCAAUAUGUGUUGUUCUAUUUCACAUACAAAAAAAAUUUUCACUGUUUCAAAAAAAAAAUAAUUUUUUAAUAUCAAAAAAUGUAUUCUGUCGAUUUUUUUAUGGAAAAUAAAAUUCACUGUUUCAAAAAUAUUUGAAGAAUUUAAUGUUCAGAGAAAAAUUCACUAAUAUUUUGAUAACAUUUUCACUGUUUCAAAAAUUUUCAAAAAUUUUGGGAAUUUCUGAAAUUUUUUGAUUUUGAUUACUUGUUUGAUUUUGUAUGUCCACAAAUUUUCACUGUUUCAAAAAAAUCACAAAUUUUUGAAAUUUUUGAAAUUUUCAAUAUCUGUUGUUCUUUAUCCCCUCAAAAAAAAUCACUGUUUCAAAAAAUUUUCAAGGUGUUUCUAACAUCAAAAAAUUUAUUCUGGAGAUUUUUUUAUGGAAAAUAAAAUUCACUGUUUCAAAAAAUUUGAAGAAUUUGAAUUUCAGAGAAAAAUCCACAAAAAUUAUUUUUUUUAAUUAAUUCGCAAAAAUUAUUUCACUGUUUCAAAAAAUUGACAAGAUUUUCUAACUGUUUCAAAAAUCUCAUGAAGUAUCUGUGGGUUCAAAAAAUCACGAUGCCUCGACUUUAUUCUACAGAUUUUCGUGAAAAAUCAUUUUCAAAAAAUUAUUCACUGUUUCAAAAUAUUCAUGAAAUAUCAGUGAAUUUUGGAGAAAACGAUUCAUAUCCAUUUCAAAAAACAUCUCAAAAAUCCCUGAGCUUUGUCAAUCCAAAAAUCUCCCAUUUUCCUUCCAGCUCGUCCCCGAAAACGCACAAUUAUCUCAACAAAACCCAGCGGUUUUUCUCUUGCCCGAAUUCAACAAAAAUUCGAUGAUGACUACGAUUCCGAUGAUGAUUCUCAACAUUUUCAAAAAUCAGCGGGUACGGUUUUUUCUCAGCUUAACCUUUGAGGUUUUCGAAAGAAAGUGAAAUGAAAUGAAAUGAGAUUUGUUAUCUCGACAAAAAAAAAACAAAUGUUCGCACUUUUUUUCGUCGGAAAGAGAUAAAAUCUUCAAAAAAAGCAGCAGAAACCUUAUUGUUAGUGGGGAAAAGGGCGAAAUAGGGAAAUGAGGGAGUUGGGUGCUUUUUUUGGAGAAAAACACACAGGAAAAUUGUUUCUGAUGGAACUAGGAACCGAACCAAAUUGUAGAAUUGUGAAAAAAAUAUAAAGAUUUUUUUAAACUGUAAAUUUUUUGAACAAAAAAUUAUGCUGGAUGGAACCAACCGAACAAAGGUUUGUAGAAUCGUGCAAAAAUAUACCAAAUUUUUGAAACAGUGAGUUUUUUUUCACAAAUGUUAUCACCUUUUUCAUUCGAUAAGAAAAACAUUUUUGAAAAAUUCUGAGAAAUUGACGAUUUUCUUUGAAACAGUGAGAAUUUCCUUCCAUUUUAAUAAUAUGUUAGAAUUGUGAAAAAUUGUAUACAAAAUUCUUGAAACAGUGAAUUUUUUUUGGAAAAAUAUUAUUUUUCUAAUUUUUCAGUGAGGAAACUGAAGUAAAAUUUUCACAUAUUGGCUUCUAAAUUUUUCGAGCAAAUAUAAUUGUACCCUUAAAACUUUUCACAAUUUCUUCAGUAUUUUUCUAAUGAAAUAAAACAAGAAUUAUCGAUAACUAAAACCCUAGACGCUCUGAAAUGUUAUAAAUUUUUCAUUGAAACAGUGAAUUUUUUGGGAACAUGGUUUUUCCUACAGAAAUUAGAAAUGUAUAAAACCAAGAAAAUUUUGAGGAAUUUUUGAAACAGUAAAUUUUUUUCAAAAAAAAAAUUUUUUUUUUGUUUUCGAAACAAUGUCAUCAAAACGGUAUCACAUCAAGCUCGAAAAAAAAAUGUUUAAAAAAUUUUUGAAACAGUGAAUUUUUUCCUGUGAAAAUUUCAGAUGCAAACUUAUUGUUAGGAUAAGAAAAGUUAACAACAUCAAAAAAUUCUCCAAAAAAUUCUAAAGAAUUUUUGAAACAGUAAAUUUUUUCCUGUGAAAAUUUCAGAUGCAACAUCAGAAAAUUCUCAAAAACAAGGAAAUUCUAAAGAAUUUUUGAAACAGUAAAUUUUUUCCAAAAAAAAAUUUCAAAAAUUUUUGUUUUCCAAAAAAAUUCCACGAAGAUAUCACAUCAAGCUCUAGAAAAAAAUCUCCAAAAAAUUUUUUGAAACAGUGAAAUUUUUCCCAUUUUCCAGUAGAUAGUGCUCGUCGUCGCGACGAAGUCGUCAACGACGCAAAAUGUCUUCAAAAAUGCAAUAAUCGUCUGAACAUUGGCAUGGACAUGGUUAAUGUGAGCGAAAAAUUCAGAAUUUCAGCUUUUUCAGCCAAACCUCAAUUUUUCCAGGCUCACAUGGCAUUUGGUAGUAUAGAUGUGCCAAGUGUUGUAGAAAAACGGGAUUUAGAAUUAUUUUGUAUGUUAGAUUAUGAGCAUAGUCAAUGUAUUGAUGAAUGUGGAUAUUCGGUACAGUUCAAUUUGCGAGAAUAUGUGUGUAGGAAUCGAUUUCCAGAGGUGAGGUUCGGGAAAUUCUGAUCAAGAAGAUCGAGAGGAUCAAAACGAGUCCCCACAAGCCUAGGCUCCGCCCACAAAACUGUGCGGCGUUAAAAAUUUUAGGAAAUUUCUGAAGAAAAUUGUGAGCAUCAAAAUGAGUCCGCACAAGCUUAGGCUCCGCCCACAAAACUGUGCGGCGUUGAAAAUUUUAGGAAAUUUCUGAAGAAAAUUGUGAGGAUCAAAAUGAGUCCCCACAAGCCUAGGCUCCGCCCACAAAACUGUGCGGGGUUAAAAAUUUUGAAGAAAAUUGUGAGGAUCAAAAAGAGUCCCCACAAGCCUAGGCUCCGCCCACAAAACUGUGCGGCGUUAAAAAUUUUAGGAAAUUCCUGAAGAAAAUUGUGAGGAUCAAAAUGAGUCCCCACAAGCCUAGGCUCCGCCCACAAAACUGUGCGGCGUUAAAAAUUUUGAAGAAAAUUGUGAGGAUCAAAAAGAGUCCCCACAAGCCUAGGCUCCGCCCACAAAACUGUGCGGCGUUAAAAAUUUUAGGAAAUUCCUGAAGAAAAUUGUGAGGAUCAAAAUGAGUCCCCACAAGCCUAGGCUCCGCCCACAAAACUGUGCGGCGUUAAAAAUUUUAGGAAAUUUCUGAAGAAAAUUGUGAGAAUCAAAAUGAGUCCGCACAAGCCUAGGCUCCGCCCACAAAACUGUGCGGCGUUAAAAAUCCUGAAGAAAAUUGUGAGGAUCAAAAUGAGUCCCCACAAGCCUAGGCUCCGCCCACAAAACUGUGCGGCGUUAAAAAUUUCAGGAAAUUCCUGAAGAAAAUUGUGAGGAUCAAAAAGAGUCCCCACAAGCCUAGGCUCCGCCCACAAAACUGUGCGGCGUUAAAAAUUCUAGGAAAUUCCUGAAGAAAAUUGUGAGGAUCAAAAUGAGUCCGCACAAGCUUAGGCUCCGCCCACAAAACUGUGCGGCGUCAAAAAUUUUAGGAAAUUUCUGAAGAAAAUUGUGAGGAUCAAAAUGAGUCCGCACAAGCCUAGGCUCCGCCCACAAAACUGUGCGGCGUUGAAAAAUUCCUGAAGAAAAUUGUGAGGAUCAAAAUGAGUCCCCACAAGCCUAGGCUCCGCCCACAAAACUGUGCGGCGUUGAAAAUUUUAGGAAAAUUUCUGUAGAAAAUUGUGAGGAUCAAAAUGAGUCCCCACAAGCUUAGGCUCCGCCCACAAAACCCUGCCUGACUUCCAGAUGCUCCAAAACCUUCCAUGUUACGCUAAAUCCGCGCCGGUGCUCAAAAAAUACUGCCGUCCGCGUUGCGGUGUCUACAAACCGCUGACGCAUUCGCAAGAGGGAUAUUCAUCGAGGUAGGGAAAUUUUCAGCCAUGGAAAAAAUUGGGCUGAAAUUAAAAAUUUCAGAUGUCGGCAAUUACUCUGCGAUCACACGUGUACUUCAUUUAUUUUGAAAAAGGUAACCUCAUAAUUUUCGUAGGGCACAGCAAAAUGGGCGGGGCUUAUUAAGCUCCGCCCACUUUUCCAUGCCGCAGGGCUUGUUUGGUCUCAAAAUGAUCCCUAGAUUCUCAGAAUCCACGCCAUCGAUUUCUUAAGCUCCGCCCACUUUUCCAGGUUUGCCCGGAAGAAAAAGGCGAAAAAGCCGCCGAUUAUUUGCUCGAAUUCACUCGGCUCCAAGUCGACUACUGGAUGAAGGAUUUUUUGAAAACCGGUAGAAAUUUGCGGAUUCCGGCGAGUUGCGAAAAGUUGCAAUGCGACAAUUUCAAGUGUCAAAAUGAGAUGAAAAAAAGGCGAAGAUUCAAGAAAUUGGUGCAUAAUAAUGAUGAGAAUAGAGGGUUUUUGCAGUGA
This is a messenger RNA of Caenorhabditis angaria, 4824 nucleotides long. NCBI's taxonomy places the organism in Eukaryota, Metazoa, Nematoda, Chromadorea, Rhabditida, Rhabditidae. The record is from the annotation of a GenBank genome assembly.